AUGGCGACCGCAACGUCCAACCACUACAGCGUCCUCACCACCCCCGGCAGCGCGCCGCCGCCGCACUCGGAGUCCGGGAGCAUGCAGCAGGCGGCCGCGUACAGGGACGCGCACACCCUGCUCCAGAGCGACUACGGCACGCUGCCGGGCGGCGGACAUCCCCUCAGCCAAGCGCACCAGUGGAUAACGGCGCUGUCGCACGGCGACGGCGGCGGGGCGCCGUGGCCGCCCAGUCCCCUCGGAGAGCAAGACGUGAAGCCCCAGCAGCAGCAGCAGCAGCAACAGCGACACCCUCACCUCACGCACCAAGCGCAUCACGACGCCAGAGCAUGGCGAACGAGCACAGCUACCACGCACAUCCCCGGUAUGGCGACGUCUGAGGGCCAGAGCCUGGUGUAUUCCCAGUCCGGUUUCGGUCUGAUGCCGGCGGGGGAGCAAGGGGGGAUGCACCAUCACCCCCUCCGGGACGAGGAGCACCACAGCCACAGCCCUCACCUCAGUGAACACGGAGGCGGCCCCGGGGCCCACCAGCAGUCCCUCUCGCACCACCACCAUCACGGGGGGCACCAGGCGGACCACUCGGACGAGGACACGCCGACGUCGGACGACCUGGAGCAGUUCGCCAAGCAGUUCAAGCAGCGGCGCAUCAAGCUGGGCUUCACCCAGGCGGACGUGGGUCUGGCUCUGGGGACGUUGUACGGAAACGUCUUUUCACAGACCACCAUCUGCAGGUUCGAGGCGCUUCAGCUCAGCUUCAAAAACAUGUGCAAACUCAAGCCCUUGUUGAACAAGUGGCUGGAGGAGGCGGACUCCACCUCAGGGAGCCCCACCAGCCUGGAUAAAAUCGCGGCGCAAGGGAGGAAAAGGAAAAAGCGGACCUCCAUCGAGGUAGGCGUCAAGGGGGCUCUGGAGAGCCAUUUUCUCAAAUGUCCAAAGCCGGGAGCAGCGGAGAUCAACUCCAUAGCGGACAGCCUGCAGCUGGAAAAGGAGGUGGUGAGGGUUUGGUUCUGUAACAGGAGGCAGAAGGAGAAAAGGAUGACCCCCGCUGGGGGACAGUUAGCAGGAGGAGGAGAGGACCUAUAUGGGGAUACACCUCCCCACCACGGAGGACAGACUCCCGUGCAGUGA
Messenger RNA from Lampris incognitus (smalleye Pacific opah), 1128 nucleotides. RefSeq names its product POU class 3 homeobox 2a (gene pou3f2a). Lineage: Eukaryota; Metazoa; Chordata; Actinopteri; Lampriformes; Lampridae. Gene Ontology annotation, biological process: brain development; regulation of transcription by RNA polymerase II. The transcript has 2 exons. The coding region runs from base 1 to 1128 and encodes 375 amino acids. The record is from RefSeq and is a predicted model, not a curated record. Gene Ontology annotation, molecular function: DNA-binding transcription factor activity, RNA polymerase II-specific; RNA polymerase II cis-regulatory region sequence-specific DNA binding. Gene Ontology annotation, cellular component: nucleus.